UUAAAAGGCAAAUUCGAGAAGAAAGCAAAAAAAAAGCUCUCAGCCUCUCGUCACCACCACUAAACAAGAGAGAAUGGGUUUGAUAUCAACAACGAAAGAGACGAAGAACAGUAAUAACGGCGGAAGAGGAAUGAGUUUCCUCUUAGUAUUCUUCCCUGACCACACCGACCUCUCUCCUUCUCCCUCUUCAUCUUCAUCUCCUCCAACAACACUCUUCCGCGCCAGAUCUUCCCGCCUCCUCCUCUCCAAAGCUCAAUCCACAAUCUCAAUCUGCCUCCUCCUCCUUCUCCUCACUCUCUUCCUCUUCACCCUCUCCACCUUCGAACCUCCCUCCUCCUCCUCCGCCGUCGUCUCUCACCGCCGCCGCUUCCUCCUCACUCGCGACGUCGCCAGAAACAACAACCGAUUCGCUCUCCAGGGGAUGGGGACUCUGUUUCUCAGAGGAACCAAGAGCAUGCACGAUCUCAUCGUCGCGCAUAUCCCUUCCGAUACGACGGAGGAAGAUCUCCGCCUCUUCUUACGGUUGUUACACCGCUCAGGAGUCACUUCUAAAUCCGACGUCGUUUUGCUAACUAAUUCCGGUAGAUCAUUUAACGGAUUGGUUAGAGAAGAGAACCACUCGUUCUUAAAACUCGUUGAUUUGUACCGGAACAACUUGAAUCGAACCGAAUCGGUUUGGGGGUUUAAUCACUCCCGGUUUAUUAAAAACCAAUCGGGAAACGACACGUCUGAGCCUAUAUGGGGGAAGACGAAGACGAAGACUCAUAAUAACGAGACGGAGUUAAUAACUCACGGCUCUGUCGUUAGUUUCGACGUGGCGGAGUUAGACCCGGAAAACUCUUUAUCCGGGUUCAUGGAUCACGUACCCAUCACCUUACGUAGAUGGGCCUGUUACCCAAUGUUACUGGGCCGAGUUAGACGCAGUUUUAAACACGUGAUGCUCGUGGACGCGAAGACUUCAUUAAUCAUCGGUGAUCCGUUAACCCGGAUCCGUAACCGGACCCACCGACCCGAGUCUGUUAUUUUAUUCUCUAAUAAACACAAGAAAACGACGUCGGAGAGCGUUAAUCCGGCGGUUAUCAUCGGAGGAGCGAGAGGGAUCAGGAGGCUAUCGAGCGCGAUGCACACGGAGAUCGUGAGGGCGGCGAUGAUGCAGAGGAAGAAGAGGAGCUCGGUGUCGGAAUCGGCGGUGCUGAGUCAACUCGUUGGGAGUGUACAUUUGACGAAGGGGAUUGAAGUGGUGGGAAUGAGUGAGGUGGUUGCGGAAGCGAGUUCGCUCGCUGAGUUGAGGACGAGAAACUCGGCGGCGGCGUCGGUUAGGGAUUGUGAUAUGAUACUACGCGGGAAUGUUAUGGCGGCGGUUAUUAUGAAACGUGUUUGUUCGUUAGAUUCUUCUGUUUAUAGUUACUGUUAGCAUUUAAUUAUUAUUGUGGAAAUUUAAAAAGUGGGAAAAAUACAAAACAAAAUUAGAGAAAAUGUUCGUUGUAUUUUAAUAGGUUUUGUACCAUUUGACUUCUGUUAUUUCCUUAGGUUUUACAGUGAAUAAUAUUGUAUUAAUUUAUAGAAAUUAUUAAUUUAUCGAUAUACUAGUUGGAUCAA
Messenger RNA from Eruca vesicaria subsp. sativa (arugula), 1599 nucleotides. The record is from the annotation of a GenBank genome assembly. Lineage: Eukaryota; Viridiplantae; Streptophyta; Magnoliopsida; Brassicales; Brassicaceae.